AUGGCCAAAUUACUGGUUGAAGCCAAAGCCGAUGUCGGACACCCCGACUGUCGAGGAUGGACUCCGUUGCACUGGGCCGCCGUCCAUGGACAUGACGAUUGUGUGAGGUUCCUGGCUGCCACUAUAAGCCACUCGGAUGAGGUUACCAUUGGGGGAGUGGAAACUGAUGACCAUGAUGGAGGAGUCGACACUCAGGAUGUGGAGGGUCAGACCGCCUUGCACUGGGCGGCUCGACAAGGCAAGCUGAGCACGGUGAUGAUACUGGUACGGGAGUUUGGAUGCCGUCUUGAUAUGAGAGACUCUUGGGGUCAGACGCCGGUAGAAGCUGUCGAGCGUCAGUUGAAGGCCAUUGAGUGGCUACACGCAGCCUCUUGCGUUGAUCGUCAGCUUUGGGGGUACACUCGAGUUGGACUGCUGGCCAAGAAGAGCGACAUAGUUGGUAUGAGGCAGCUGAUUGCAGCUGGUGUUGUUGAUGAUGACGAUGGUCAGCUGGUCAUCACUCAAGAGCCGAAUAGACUCGACGCUGAUGCUAUUGAGUAUGGUGCCGACAACCACACACAUUGGAUGAGACUAUUGAAGUCGACCUUGGAUGGAUCAAUGGAUGCCGUGAAGUUACUUCUUGCGAGAGGCGCUGAUCCUCGACUCGCCGUGGAUCUGCUCUAUUUGGAUGAUGAGCAGCAGCAGCAGCAGUCGGAGGAGGAGGAGGAGGAGGAGGAGGAGCUGACGGCCAAGAAGGAGGCGCUACUGAAGAUCCAUACGGAACUGCUCAACCUAGUCGAGGCCAAGAAGAGGUUAACGAGGAGGAGGAGGAAGGAGGCUUGGCAGAUGCGAGAUUGCUUAGAGGCUGGUGUCUGCCCUGACACAUUAGACGAUGAUCUCGAGAGGGGGAAGAUGUCGGCGUUAAUGUGGGCCUCCCUCAGGGGCCUCACUAUACUUGCUGGUAUAUUAUUAGAGACGGGGGCCGACGUGCAUGUUCGAGAGCGGCUGGGCGGCUGGACGCCGCUGCAUUUUGCAGCAGCUUCGGGGCACGACGAAAUCUGCGCUAUGCUCAUCAGGGCCGGAGGGUUGGAGCAUGCUGAUGACAGUCGAGGUUGGACAGCCUUGAUGCACUGCGCUGAUGUGGGCCGCUCGGACUUGGCUGAUCUUCUCAUCUGUGCUGGAGGCGCGUGUAGUGACAAAGAUAAGAAAGGUCGAACUGCAUCGGAUAUCGCCAUACAAGGCGGCUAUCUUGAGCUGAGUCAAAGUCUGUUACCUGCCGCUCGGAACAAGAGGAAGAAGAGUAUGAGGAGGGUAGAGAUGAUGCUUACGGACACGCCUACAACGAAAGGCCAUUGGGGAAGCGAGACGAAGAAGUCGGGCCCCCUAGGGGUGAGACUUGAGAAUCUACCACUUGAUAUGGAUGAAGAACGGCUCAUUGAGUGGUUGAUGGACACAAACGGUAUCAUCGAAAUCACUGAAUGUCGAGUCCUCGUGUGCCCUAUCACUAUGAAGCCUCGCGGUUAUGGAUUUGUCAGAGUUGAGGACAUUAGUGGAGUUGCCAAGUUGAUGGACCUGCAAGGCACAUCAUUCGGGGACAAUAAGAAGCUUCGAAUCGUUCAAGACGUUGGAAUACUAUCCGGCACUUCUACGUGGACGAUUGACGACUUGCCUAAAAUGGUGGACCUUGAUUGA
Molecule: messenger RNA, 1671 nt
Organism: Perkinsus marinus ATCC 50983
Lineage: Eukaryota; Perkinsozoa; Perkinsida; Perkinsidae
Product: ankyrin repeat domain containing protein
Exons: 16
Coding region: 1-1671 (556 amino acids)
Cellular component (GO): nucleus; cytoplasm
Molecular function (GO): RNA binding; protein binding
Source: RefSeq, a predicted model, not a curated record